AGAAAGAAGGAAAAGCCACGUCAGAAAAUGGAGAUAGUAUUCUUUGUAAAUUAUAUAGAAAAAUUGAAAUAAAGUUAGUUUCCCUCUCUAUUGCGCUCCGUCUUCCACGCUCUCUUCUUCACUUUCCCUCCUUAUUCUGCGCCGCUUCUCCGUUUUCUCCCCUCUAAUACGCCGUCGUUUCGUUCACCGUCCCUUUUCCCUUUCUUUUCCUUCCUUCCUUGAGCAAUCUCUUUUGCUGCUGAGGAACUAAUUAAAUAAGCAGUUAACUUCAAAAAAGUGACAAACUCAAGCUUUAAUUUAUUAUUUUGUUUUCUUUUUUCCCUUUCUUUAUGAUUUACUGAGAGCCGAACAGCAUUUUGAUUUCCAUUUUCUUGAGCCUGACAUUGUGGAUGUGGUCUUGAGAAAGCUGAUAGUUGCUGGAAAUUCGAUCUUUUUCGACUUUAAGACAGUUCGGAGUUAAUUAAUCAGAUUGUAGAUAUUAGAGUCUUGAGUAUUUUUGGUAAAACGAAAGCAUGUCAACAUCUAGUCAUGCUUUGAAUUUCUCUAUGCGAACUGGCCAUGAGAGAAUUGAAGUGAAACAGAAUUCUGUUAUUGGAUUUAGUAAGAGAUGCAAGAGAAAAUGUAUUGCAAAUUGUGGUGCUCUGCAGCGAAAAAGGGAAUAUGUAUUUGUGCAGCAGAGAAGGUUUUACGUGGGUAUUUCAAAUGCCUGUAGAGAUCCACUGGCUCCUUCUUUGCUAUCGGGGAAUAUUUGUGGUUCUUUUGAUGGAUAUUGGUUGUUAAAGACCAAGGGGAAAAAAGUUGCCUCAGGCUUAAAGGGAUGUUGCGUGUUUCUUGUUGGAAUGAUGGGCUCUGGAAAGACUACAGUGGGCAAGAUUUUAUCAGAAGCACUAGGUUAUACUUUUGUUGACAGUGACGAAUAUGUAGAGCAAACUGCAGGAGGAAAUUCUGUGUCCCAUAUAUUUCAACAAUACGGCGAGGAUUACUUUAGAGAUAUUGAGAGCGAGGCAUUGCAGAAGUUGUCUAUAAUCCCUCGGCAAGUAGUUGCUACAGGUGGUGGUUCAGUAGUACGUCCAAUCAACUGGAAAUAUAUGAGGCAGGGGAUCACUGUUUUCUUAGAUGUACCUUUGGAUGCAUUGGCAAGAAGAAUUGCUGCUGUAGGAACUGACUCUCGUCCACUUCUACACCUUGAUUCUGGGGACCCCUACACAAAGGCUUUUAUGGGACUCUUUACUCUUUCGAAAAAGAGAGUUGAGGCCUAUUCAGACGCUGAUGUUAUUGUUUCACUUUUAGACUCGUGCUCGCAUGUUCGGACUGCUGGUGAUCCAAGUUUAGAAGGCUUUUGCCUACUUGCGGGGCCUCCAUGCACUCAUUUCCUUCUGAGUGUGACUGCGAGUUAAACCAGAGCCCUAUGUUUUUAUUUAUUACAACGUGUGAAUAACCAGAAUCUCUCAUCAUAUGGCAUCUACUUGGAAACACAUGAUACUGUUGUCACGGUCAUUAGAUGAAUAGGGCCUUUUUGAGGGAACAAAAUUGUACCUUCCAUCGUUCUUGGAAAAUUUAAUGUGGGUAUUACUAAGCAAGCCUUUUUAGGUGCCCUUGUCCUACUACUACAUGUAUUUUACAUUCAAGUUUGGGCUGAAAAGAAGAAUAAUACAAUGUCAAACUCCUUUUUUCCGUUAUGAUUACAGAUCUUGCCGACGAUCUGGGAUUUGAAGAUGUAUCUGAUGUUGGACCAGCUGCUAUAGCACUGGAGGUUCUGAGUCCCUCUUGAUCUUGAAUUUCUCUACUCUUAACUUAAGAGGAGAAUGAAUUUCUAAAUUCUAAGUUUUCUAUUAUUGGAAUUGAAUUUUUGCAGGUGCUUAUACAGAUUCAGAAGUAUCUACAGGACAACAAUGAGAAGUCCAUGCAAACGUUUCUCUAAUUCUUUCAGUUUGAGAGAUUCUUUUUCCUUUUUUUUUUUUUUAAAGAAAAUAAUUUAUAAUAGUAUUUAUGUAGCUUUUCAUCACUUGCAGGAACGAACUAAGGCAGUCUUGUUUGGUUUUCGUUUCAGAUGUACAGAUCAAAUAAACUCCUUAUCUAUAGAUAUUGCGUUAUGAAUUUUAGUAUUGGAGGGACA
Molecule: messenger RNA, 2116 nt
Organism: Ricinus communis (castor bean)
Lineage: Eukaryota; Viridiplantae; Streptophyta; Magnoliopsida; Malpighiales; Euphorbiaceae
Product: shikimate kinase 3, chloroplastic
Exons: 10
Coding region: 513-1397 (294 amino acids)
Cellular component (GO): chloroplast
Molecular function (GO): shikimate kinase activity
Source: RefSeq, a predicted model, not a curated record